GUUUGAAUGAUGAUGAGGAUCCAGAGUUGGCCACAGUGCCCGAUCCAUCCACAAAUCCCUUCAGUCCUGGAGGAACAGCUAGUGCAAGCAACCCUGCGAACGUUAUGUCCUUGACUCAGAGCGACCUUGUGUUGAUGAUGAGACAGAUGAUGGAAGUUACACAAGCAGCCAGCACCGCUGCGCAAGCAGCAUUGGCUGCAACGAAGGAUGCAGGCAAGUCGGGGCUAGCCGGGGCAGACAUGGCCCGGUUGCUCCCGAAACCAGAUGUCUUUAAACCAGCGAAUCGGGAAGCAGAGCACGGAGAGUGGAGCGCUUGGCUUUGGACUUUGAAACAAUAUCUAGGAGCCUUGGAUGUUGCUUUCACUGAUGAACUGACGUUCAUCGAACGGAAUCCGACCAGGGAUUUGUCUGCAGAGCCUUAUGCGAGUCUUGAAUCCGAACGGCGCUCGAAACAAUUGUUUGCGCUUCUUUCGAGCCUUAUCAAAGGCAGAGGGCUGCAGAUCAUCCAACGCAUCCCUGUGCAGAACGGCUUCGAGGCCCUGCGCCAGCUGGUGCAGCUGUACCAGCCUGCAUCCAAGACACGGUCGCUUGGCAUCCUCAGUGCUUUGACAACCAUGGGGCAUUUUCGUGCCGGGGAACCGCUGUUGCCGCAAGUGUUGGACAUGGAAAGGAUCAUGGAUGAAUAUGAACGCGGCAGUUCUAAGAAACUUGACGACGACUUUAAGUCGAGCAUCUUCCUCAGAUCGGUGAGCAACAACAUGCGCAAUCACUUGGCAACCGUUUUGAAUGAAGAUGUUACGUACAGCGCGCUGCGAGAGACUGCCUUGCAUUUUGAAAGGAUGAAUACCAAGUGGGAUUCCAAGAAUCUGUUUGCCGGUGACAGCCUGUUUUCUAAGAGUCGUUCCUCGAAUGACGGUCCGGUGCCGAUGGAAAUAGAUGCCUUGCAGCGAAAGGGCAAAGGCAAAGGUGAUAAAGGUGGCAACUGGAAUCAGCAGCAGGAAGGUGGCAGCUGGAAUCAGCAGCAGAAAGGUGGCAAGUGGAAUCAGCAGCAGAAAGGUGGCAACUGGAAUCGGGUCCAUCAGGUGCAGGGUGCUGGAAGUGAUGCAGCUAGCACCAGUGUUCCGAGCACAGUUGGUCCUUCUGCGUCGCAAGUGUCGCAGCCUGCCAAUGUACACCGAGUGCAGCUUGAUCCGGUGGUUGAAGUCGACAUGACUGAGGAGGAGUUGUCCAUUCAGUACUUUGAUGUUCCUGCAAGUGUUCGAGCAGUGCGGCGUGAGAGCCCAGGCGAGGCAAGAUUCGACGGAGGCCAUGCAUUCCAGGGUUUGUUGGAGUUUGGAGACCUUGUGAAGGUCCUAGGCCUGAACCCGCACGGGUACCCUAAGCUUCCCAAUCUUCAGCCUGUGCCAGCAGCCGAACACUACGACAUGGCAAACACCGAUGAUGAUGGCCAGUGGACAACAUGUUAUGAUGAUGCUGUUGAUUUGCGUGGUGCUGCCAGCGAGCCUUCAAUAGAUUCGCCCAAUAGAGCCCUACCUGAUCUAGAGGAGGCAAUAGAGUCCUUGAAUGCAACCACGACUGUCCGUGAUCUGUGCGCGGUGAAGCGGGACCGCAGCAGCGGUGAAACAUCACCCGCAAGUGCGCCUUCUGAGGCCGUUGACAUAGAAGUAGUGGUUGAUUCAGGGGCAGAUGCGUCUUGCCUUCCCAUGAGUUGGGCCCAGAUUGGCAAAUCCGGAGGUGCCGACAAGCAGUGGUACCGAGCUGCCCAAGGGAACCGCAUCGCGGGCCGUGAGACUCGCACAGCCACGAUCGAGAUCGCUGGCGUGAGGUUUCGAGAGCAGUGGUUGUUGUCAACGGUCACUCAGCCUCUGUUUUGUGUUGGAAAGCUGAUGAAGAAGAAUGGUUGGGACUUCGUCCAUGACAGAGACAAAGUCCCGCACCUUACCAGCCCCGAUGGCAAUGUUCGUGCUCCGAUGUUCUACAAGAACUACAGUCUGCAUGCAAAAGGUUUCAUCCGAGGUGUUGCAGCAGGCGAGACACAGGCCGAGGCCGCCGUGCGAGCACUUGAGAUUUCAGGCCCGUGGCUUGAGUUGUCCGAUGAGUUUCAUGAAGUAGCUCCUCUUGUGUAUGCACGGUGUGAUGUCACUGACAGCUUCAUUGACUGCUCAACAGGAUUGUCUGUGCCUCACUUGAGUCUUGGAGUGCAGUACCGCACCACCCUUGUCAGUGAUGGCACAGCUUGGAAUGUGGUUGAGCUGAACCAAGAUCUGUCUUUGCUUGAUCAGCCUGAGGCCGAGUUUGAACCUAAGGAACCCCGUCAAGUCAUCACGAUAGUAUCUUGUGACAAGGUUGACAUCGAUGUGCUGUUCAAUCAGCGGGCUGCCAGCCCAACUGCAGAUGAUGAUGCUAACAUGUCUGAGAAAGAUCUUGCCGAAGUGCCGCAUGAUUUUCUUGAUGAAAUCUUUGAUGACAUCAAUGAAGGUAGACUGUUUGAUGAAGCUGGGGAGCCUCGCUUUGAUCCACCAGGCGACCAGAGCGCAGCAGCGCCAAGCCGUGGGCACAUCGUUGUUGACGGCGUCGAGCUUCAUGAAGGCUGCAACUUGAAGACGCUGCGAGCUGCGUGCACCGCCUUGGGCAUUGGGCGCAGCGGAGGCAAGGCAACAGUUCUGUCGAGGAUAGCAAGCCAUCUUGAUAAGUUGCGCCUCUUGGAAAAGCACCAAGUUGAACAUGAUUCAAUAGCGCUCGAGGGCGAGCCACGGCAGCAAGCCCCGGUUGCAGCGCCAACGCCAGAGCAGAUCAAACUCCACCAGCUGAACCAUAUACCGUAUCAGGCUUGGUGUGAACAUUGCAUCAAGUACCAAACGCGGGCUGAUAAGCACAUCAAAGCCAGGCCCGAGACCAGGCAGUGCAGUGUGUGCUCGUUCGACUACUGCUUUACUGAGAGGCCCCACGGCGAGUGUGGGGAGAAGCUGAUCUGCCUGAUUGCCAAAGAUUCUCACACAAGUGCGUGUGCAGCAAUCCCCACGCCUGCCAAAGGAGGACCGAUAGCCUUCAAGUUUCUAGUGGCUGAGUUGUGCAAGUUCAUCGGCUUUUGCGGACAUUCCGAAGUUACCCUUCGCUCUGAUGGUGAGCCCACCUGCCGGGCACUGCAGCAAGGGGUUAAGGAUCUUCGAGAUAAGCUGAAGCUGACUACACACCUUGAGCAGACCGAAAAGGGCGACCACCAAGGGAAUCCUGCAGAACAAACUGUGAACCAAGUUCGCCAGCUGGCUGGAACACUUUUGUCCCAGCUUGAAGAGGAGACCGGGUACGCGAGGACCGAAUCGCACAGUGCCUUCGAGCUGAUAACCGGGAGACCUUAUCUAGGAGGUUUCUUGAUUUCCAGCAGGAGUGUGCGACGUUUGCCCAAACAGUUUGAUGCUGCAUUUUUGUCGUGCACAUACGACAUGCCGUGGACCCAGGCCUCGUUCCUGGCGGGGCAGUCCGGCCAAGUGCGACGGCAGAAGUCGACAGACCAAGGCCCGGAACGGGAUCCUGACCCAGUCGUGCCGGAGGUUGUUGUGAAUGAAGGGCCACAGGCCAUGCCGUAUCCUGGGUAUGUCGUGCCUGACAACACACCCUUGAUUGAGUUGCUUCCGCCACCGCCUUUGAUGCGAACCCCAGAGCCUCCUACGCCUUCAAAUCCGAGUGCUGUCACACCGGCCCACAUGCUGCCUAGUUUGACUCCUGUGCCUCCUGAGACAGCAUCACCAGUGCCAAUGUUUGUUGACCCGAGUGCAAACGCUGGCGGGGAUGAAUCCACAGCAGCUGGCGGGGAUGCAACAGCAGCUGCAAGUUCCACCGAGCGCCUUCCUCCAAGUGGCGUUGUGAGAGCAAGGUUUGGCUGCGAAGGUCCAGACUUGUGGCCAGAGAAUAUGCACAUUUGGACCCCGAGAGGCGUCGAGACGCCGGGUGGAUGGUACAACGACUUCACGAAUGAAAUGAAAGCUGCCGUUGGUGUCGAAUUGCUUCCAGAGAGCCCGGCACUGUUUAGACUCCCGGCGUCAGCCGGAGGAGGCUAUGUGCACGUCGAUGACAUGCUGUGUGGCGGAGUCACCGAGCGUCUGGAGCAGCAUCUUGCGAGCAAGUUUAAAAUUUCUUCUGAGUGGUUGCGGGAAGUUGGCGACGAAGUCUGCUUCUUGAAGCGCCGCCACUUGCUUGUGAGUCCAGAGCUGCUUGUGAUAGAGCCAAAUGUUAAGUACAUCGACAAAUUGCUUGAAGUAACAGGACUCUCCCGCGGCAACCAUCGAUCCAAAGGAACUCCAUUCCCCACGGGGCCAUUGCCCACCGAGCAGGCCAGCGACAAGCCACUUGACAGUGCCACUUCAACACGAUUUCGUUCAGCAGUCGGGAUACUAAUGUACAUGAGCAGUGAUCUAGUCGCCUGUCAGUACGGGAUAAGGUAUCUGUCAACCUAUGCCCAUGCACCUACCGAGGGGGCUUGGAAACUGCUCAGACACUUGACGAGCUACAUUAGUGUACAUCGUUCCCACUGCAUCGGGCUCUCCAAGCCCGAGCUCGGCAAAGGCCUCAUUCAGGACAAGUCAAGUGCCGAGAACAUUUCCCUCCUUGAGGUCCUAUCGGACUCUGAUUGGAGUGGCUGCAAACGGACGAGAAAGUCGGUUAGCUCCUGCGCCAUCCUGUGGGACAACAUGUUGCUGUAUUCGCACAGCAAAACACAGAAGGUAGUGUCGCUGUCGUCGGCAGAGUCAGAGUACCACUCCCUGAUUUCCGCAGCGGCUGAUGGGUUGUUCCUGUCUGCUUGCAUCCGCUUCCUUAUGCCCGAAGUUACGCUUGAGCAAGUGUGUCUUGUUGACAAUAUGGCCGCACGGGCACUUGCAUGUCGACAAGGAGUCGGGAAGCUCAGGCAUAUAUCGGGUAAACUGCUGUGGUUGCAACAGCUCACCAAAGAUGAAGUGCUCCAUGUUGCGCCAGUCGCAACAGCUGUCAACGCCUCAGACAUUGGAACCAAGCCGCUGAAAGCUGACCGGGUGAACCGUCUCCUAGGGAUGCUGGGGAUCCGAAAUUCUGAUGAUGAUUACUCUCUUGUUGGGGAGUCGCAACUGCUUGAACACCGCGAGCGAAUGCAGAUUUCCAGAAUUGUGAAGCAAGGGCCGUUGAGCGCGCAGCAAGUGAUCCAAGUUUUGGCCAUGCUUCUUCAAGUCGAUCGUGUGACAGGUGCAGAGAGUGAGCCCAAUACGCAAAACAGUAGUGAGGACGCCUUGGGCCAGAACGGCAAUGCGCCUGAUGACAAUCUUGGAUUGCUUGAGCACAUUCUUGAAUGGGUCAUGUACGGGUUUUUCCUUGUGCGCGACUUUGCAAUUGAGUAUCCCACGACGAUGAUUUUGGCCUUGCAAAUCUGCGUUCUUUGCAUGCUGUGUUUUACCUUGUGCCGGCGAGGACGAGUUCAUCAAUUGCGCCAGCAGGCCGAUGACCAGCCGAGCACAGUGCCUACGGUUGCUGUGCAUGUUAAGGUUGAAGGUUCUACCGUAACGAUUGGUAAUCCCGAACCUGCCGAAACCCCUAGCAACCCGGUUGGUAGUUUGCAAGCCAAUGCGAGUGCGAGCAGCAGUGCAGCAGCCAGCAGCGCAGCAGCGCAUGCCGAUGAUCAUGAUGUUCGAAGCUUCCGUGCAGUACCUGUUGCCAGUCCAGCGCCAGAACCAGCGGCGCGACCGACAGCAAAUCAUGCUGUUUGGGUGACCAAGGCCAAGGGGAGAUCGUUCCAUCAGAAAAGGUCUUGUGGUACGCUUGGAAAUGCCAAGAGUCUUGAGCAGAUCACGAAGUCAGAAGCCAUCCGCCGAGGCUUGAAGCCAUGCAAAGUGUGCUAUGGCCACUGA
Symbiodinium necroappetens is the source of this 5873-nucleotide messenger RNA. The record is from the annotation of a GenBank genome assembly. NCBI's taxonomy places the organism in Eukaryota, Dinophyceae, Suessiales, Symbiodiniaceae.